UAAGGAAGUCAGUUAAUACCUGGAAAUCAAGGAAGAUGCACGUUAAGGUCUUAAUCUUCUUGGGCUUGGCAGCUUUGGCAGCCGCUGGCAGCAGUGAAGAAUAUAUUUACCGCCGUCCACAGAGACACUCGGAAGAAUCAGACGAGUCUUACGAGUCUGGCGAGGCCCAGUACGCCUUCGACUGGGCCGUAAGGCACGAGUCAUCGGAGAACGACUUCGGCCACCAGGAAUCCCGCGACGGCGACGAGACUCAGGGCUCCUACUAUGUCCGCCUACCGGAUACCCGCCUGCAGAAGGUGACAUACCGCGUCGAGGGGGACUCCGGUUACGUCGCCGACGUUAGCUACGAGGGAGAGGCCCAGUUCCCCGAUUCCUACGAGUCUCGUGAGUCCGACGAGGCUUACAGGCGGUAUUACUCCAGCGGCUCCAACGAGUCGAAGUAGAUGAAAGAGCUGAGGACGCUGAGAGAUUCUAGGCUCCAAUGAGUCUAGUAGAUAAAAGAGCCAACAGUCUGAGGGUAAUAUAAGUGAGUCUAGGCUCCAAUGAGUCUAAGCAGAUUAAGAGCUAAGGUCUUAGAUGACCAUAAGUAAGUAUAGGCUGCAAUGAGUCUAGCAGAUGAAAGAUCUAGAGUCUGAGGUCACUAUGUGAGUCUAGGCUCCAAUGACUCUCAGUAGACUGAAGUGCUAAAGUCUGAGAAGAUAGAUAAAUGAGUCUAGGCUCCAAUGAGUCUAAAUUGAUUUGCAAGCGAGUCUAAAGAGCCUGUUUAGAAGCCGUUCCAAGGAUAUUUUUUGCUUAGGUGACCCUGGUUGAUUGAUUGAUUUACUAUAGUUGGCGUUGCAAAUCCUUGGGUCUGCAAUACCGUACAGCUCUAUAAUUUAAUUCUUAUUUAUAUUUAUUCUUCUGAUAUUUAUCCUUGUUGCUUCCGUCUGUAAAUAAAAGUAGUGAGAGGAAAUAAAUGCAUUAUUAUUGA
Macrobrachium nipponense is the source of this 970-nucleotide messenger RNA. RefSeq names its product pro-resilin-like. The record is from RefSeq and is a predicted model, not a curated record. Lineage: Eukaryota; Metazoa; Arthropoda; Malacostraca; Decapoda; Palaemonidae. The transcript is spliced from 3 exons. Gene Ontology annotation, cellular component: extracellular matrix. The coding region runs from base 36 to 443 and encodes 135 amino acids.